AUGUCUGAUUCAUCUUCAAUCUCAGAAAACUUAUGUGAUCAAUUCAGUGCCUUUCAUCUUAGGGACUAUGAUUGUACUAAACCAUUAGAUAUCUACAAGAGUCCACCUACACAUCUUACACAUGAAGCUUCGGUUCAAACUGAUGCUAAAUUUGAUCACUUUGUCUACAGAGAGGUUACUAGAUGUUUGAGGGAAGCCACAAUUGUGAAAUUAGAUUAUGAUCUAUUUCAUGUUUCAUACUUGUUAUCAGUGAAAAACCAAUCAACAGACCUCAAACUUAGUUUACAAACAACAAUUGCUAGUUUCAAACCUCCAAAUCCUCCACCAACCGUCUCAAGUCAUCAAAGAUUACUUGGAAUGGCUGAGUAUCUAUUAAAUUUAAUUGAAAAUUAUGAAAAGAACCCAUCACUUGAUCUUCCUACACCUUUCUGUCUUAGAUUUCCUACUUGA
Melampsora larici-populina 98AG31 is the source of this 450-nucleotide messenger RNA. RefSeq lists its product as uncharacterized. Bases 1 to 450 code for a protein of 149 amino acids. The record is from RefSeq and is a predicted model, not a curated record. Lineage: Eukaryota; Fungi; Basidiomycota; Pucciniomycetes; Pucciniales; Melampsoraceae. The transcript has a single exon.